This is a messenger RNA of Ciona intestinalis (vase tunicate), 1160 nucleotides long. The record is from RefSeq. NCBI's taxonomy places the organism in Eukaryota, Metazoa, Chordata, Ascidiacea, Phlebobranchia, Cionidae.
CGUUGGUGUAGUUUUUAGGAUGUGUCAUACGGUGUUGUUUCAUUUUGCAGAGAUUAACGUUAGUACUUGUAACUAAAAAAUACCACGAUGGAAAACAUUAAAAUGAAAAUAGCAAAGCUAAAGGCUGAAAGCGAUGAAAAAGAAAAUCAAAUAUGUGACCUCUCCGACCAACUUAAAAAAGUAACAGAGGAACGAAAACAGUUUGAAGAAGUCAAUCGCAGUUUAUCCAACAAAAUAUCCACUAACGACACCGAUAUUGAACGGUUAGAGUUACAAAAUGAGGAACUGAAACGAAAGAGUGAAAAUGCCGAACGCGAGUUAGACGAAGUACAACGUGAACUUAAAAAAUUGCAAUCCGAACAUACUGCAUCUGCUGAGCGGUGCGAUGACCUAACUGAGGAGCUAAAACUCCGGAAGAUGGACUUAGACGAAGUUACGACAAAUUACGACGAUGCUAUGCGCAGAAUAAAAGUGCUCGAUGGAGAUAACUGUAGGCUGGACGACAAAGUCCAAGCCUUAGAAGACGAAGCUAAACAACUCCGUGAGAGUGGACAAGACAUGGAUGGGAUUCUGAAAGCGCUGGAAGCAAAAGAAACUACCUACGGUAAUAACGAAAUCCAAGCUGAAGACCAAAUUCGAUCCCUAAAAAUGGCGCUUGAAGAAAGCGAAUGCAGACGGGAAGCGCUCGAAAACGAAGCGAAAAAAUAUCAGGCCGACAUUGAAAAGUUGGAACUGGAUCUUGACAAGGAAAUGGCCGAGAAAGAAGAGGCAAAAGCAGAGUUGGACCGAGUUCUGAGCGAGCUCGGAGAAAUGUAAGAAAUAUUUUCGAAGAUUGCAGUAUUAUCAGCGUUCGUCGGAUUUCUGUAGCUAUAUAUUAAAAGAAUCAACCUACAAACUGUCUCGCGGUGACGCCACCAACAGCAUUUCGCGCUAAUGUUAGUUGCCCUCCAGUAUGGACGAUAUACAGAAUUAGCAUGUGAUGCAUUUUUAUCUUUGUAUAUAUUGGCAAUUGCUUUUUGCAGCCGUGCCUUUUUUCACAUGUAUAUUAUUGAAAUACUAAACCAUAUUAUUGUAAUAAACAAGACGAAAAAGGGGCCUUAUACUUAUAUCAGUCAUUUAACAAGCGUCGACUAAAUAAUUAUUACAAAUCUAUACAAUUU